This is a messenger RNA of Plodia interpunctella (Indianmeal moth), 6214 nucleotides long. It is a transcript of the gene fbl, whose product is annotated as fumble. Gene Ontology annotation, biological process: coenzyme A biosynthetic process. The coding region runs from base 245 to 1756 and encodes 503 amino acids. The transcript has 13 exons. NCBI's taxonomy places the organism in Eukaryota, Metazoa, Arthropoda, Insecta, Lepidoptera, Pyralidae. Gene Ontology annotation, cellular component: nucleus; cytosol. The record is from RefSeq and is a predicted model, not a curated record. Gene Ontology annotation, molecular function: ATP binding; pantothenate kinase activity.
AAAGCUCGAGGUGAUGAAUUCGUGUCGUGGGCUGGAAAUGGAACCGGAAAUCACAAACGAAUUGUUUUGCUAAAUGUUUAUUAUAAAAUAAUGGAUUUAUUUUCAAAAUACUGCAUUUAUUAUCCUUCAACGUAUAUAUCUGUGUUAUUUUUGAUGUGCCUAUAGUGAUUUCGCGAUUAAUUUUGUCGUCAUAACUUUUAACUGGAUAAGAAGUUCUAGCAUGCAUUUGCGCCGGUGACCUUCGAUGAGGAGCCACAUCCAAUCGGGCUUGCUUCAGAGAGCCGUUAUGGGUAUACCCUUCUUGAGGAGGCUGAACAAGGCUUCUCUCAGGAUCCUCCGCCCUAUCCUUAUGCGUUUACAUCGCUGUGAGGGUUGUCUCGCGGCGUGCGGGCGAGACGGUCGCGCUGCGCCGCCCAUCCUCAACAGGUGCUUACCAUCAUAUAUCUCCACCAAGUGUCUUUUUAAAAGACGUUUUGCCCUCCGAAGACACAAGACAUUGAAACGCGCUAGGCGGACGCCAUAUUCGGGUGUUAAUCGACACAAGAUGGCGGAACCCGCCGCCCCCGCGCCCCCUGACAAUACGCCACGUAUGUACGACACGAUGCCGUGGUUCGGCAUGGACAUAGGUGGUACUUUGACGAAGCUGGUGUACUUCGAGCCGCGGGAGACCAACAGAAGGGAGAUAGAGAAAGAGACUGAAGUGCUGAAGAAUAUAAGGCGGUAUCUCACGAGGAACUCCGCUUACGGCAAGACUGGGAGGCGAGACGUCCAUUUGCAGAUGGACAACGUGACAAUACGUGGAAGACGAGGUACCCUCCACUUUAUAAGGUUUCCGACGUCAGAAGUGGGAGCGUUCCUGCAGCUGGCCAGGUCUAAGGGCAUGGCUGAUUUAGUGAAUACUAUAUACGCGACCGGCGGCGGCGCGUAUAAGUUUGAAGAGGACUUUAUUAAGGAAGUGAACAUGCGUCUGUCGAAAAUGGACGAAUUGGACGCGCUCAUAGCCGGGGUCCUGUUCAUAGACCAGAUGUACUCUCAGGAAUGCUACUAUUGGGCGCCGAACGACGAACCAGCGCCGGCCACUGACUCGCCGCCAUAUUCGGAAGCAGCGUUGUCUCUAUACGUCCGGAAACCGUUCAAUUUCUCCAAUCCUUAUCCGUUCCUGUUGGUGAACAUCGGCAGUGGUGUUUCCAUGUUGGUUGUUAAUGGACCCGAUGAUUAUUACCGAGUGAGCGGCACCAGCCUCGGCGGCGGCACUUUCCUUGGCCUGUGUUGCCUCCUCACCGGCUGCAGUAGUUUCGAGGAAGCGAUCUCGCUCGCCGCCUCCGGGGACAAUAUAUCGGUGGACAAAUUAGUGCGCGACAUCUACGGGGGUGAUUAUGCGAGGUUCGGGCUCCCGGGCGACCUGGUGGCUAGCAGCUUCGGCCACAUGUGUUCUGUGGAGCGCCGCGCCAAAGUGUCCCGCGAGGACUUGGCGCGGGCGACGCUCGUCACCAUCACCAACAACAUCGGCUCCAUAGCGCGGCUCUGCGCCAGCAAUGAAGGCAUCGAGCGGGUGGUGUUCUGUGGAAACUUCUUGCGCGUGAAUCCACUGUCGAUGAAACUACUCUCGUACGCCAUGACCUACUGGUCUAGGGGUUCACUCAAAGCGCUAUUUCUUGAACACGAAGGAUACUUCGGCGCCGUCGGCUGUCUGUUACACCUCGAAGGUAAAAGGAGCAAAACUAACCACGACUCCACCAACAACACUGACAGAUAAGCUAAAAUAUGAUGUUACAGUGUGCCGAGCCGCGGAUUGCUUAGGCCGCGGCCCCAUUGCUCCGUCGCGACACGUUGCGUCCACACAGCGCGUUGCCUUUCCGUUGUUUUGAAUAGGUUUUGAUAUUGACGUGCUACGCGUACGUAUAAACGUUGAUCCGUCGAUGGGAGGCAACGCGACGACGGAGCAAUGCGGCCGGGCCGAUACACUUGUCUGAUGUUAAAAUAAUAACACGUCAUCUAUGUCUGACGUUUACCCUUGGGAUUGUUAUUGUUCCCUAUCCAUUGUCAAGGUAAUAUGUCCCUUGAUCGCCUCGUACGAUAUCCACGGGGGGAUAUGGAGUGGGCCUAUUCUAGGGAGGAACCACAAACUCAACUGAGGCUUUAUAUCAAAACGAUAUGUAUCUUAUAUAUAUUUAAUAACGCACAACAGAACACGCACAAUGUGAAUAUUCAGGGUCACUGGUAUCAAACGCAAAACCUCCUAAAGACUACUCGGGUACAUCAAAACAAACAACUUUUAUUCUACGACUUUUCGUGAUUCGUAGUGUUUUUUUCGUAUAAAAAAAUACAAUCUGAUCUGCGAUUCUACACAUGUUCACUGUAUGCAAUAGCCGAGCGACACGAGGCAGUGCAGUAGCGUUAUGUAGCGGAAUCGAACAUAGAGUUAACGUUUUAUAGAAACGACAUUUUAAAAAAUUGUUUUUUUUUUUUGUAUUCGUAGAACAAAAGUUGCUUGUUUUGUUGUACCCAACUAGUAUUUAGAAGGUUUUGCGUUAUAUAUCACUAACCAUGUGUUUAUAAAAGUUGUUUUUUUAUAUACUAGCCGAUUAUUUUUGGUAUCGAUGGUUCGAUUCUCGUUUAAACUAAGUAAUUUUAACAGAGUUCCGUCAAUUGCGUUGACAACAUAAAAAUUCACGAUCGAAAAAGAACAAUCGAACGUAGUUCGUCGUAUCGCGUCGAUUGUUAAAUCAUGAAUUUGCUAUAAAUCUCUAAAAAAGAAUGAAGUACCUAUAUUGAUGAGAUGAAUUGGAGCGUGAAACUCGUGUUUCAGAUUUGUAUAACGAAAUAUAUCCAAAAAAUAUAAUAAAAGCAAAUUUAAUUUAUUUUGUGUAAGAGACACAAAAUUAUUGUAUUCCAUCUCUCUUUCUGUCUCUCUCUCACUUCGCCUAGGCUUAUCCAAUUUAAUUUGCCAUGCAAAGAUAGCAAAUUUGUAUUGGUCUCCGAUACAAAUUAUUUAUUACAUAAACCUAUAUCUGUCUCUCUCUCUCUCUCUGUCUAGCUUUAUCCCAUUUCAUUUGAGAUUAUAGCAUAUAUAAUACGGAACAUUCGCAAAUGCGUAAUGUAAAAACCAGCCUUAAGCCUUAGAUAGAGAACCUUAAUGUUAAGAUUCAUUUUCAAGCGACACGAUCCGAAAAAACCGCGAUAAAAAUCGUGUCGACGGAUCACUUAAAAAUUAAUCUUAUCGUAGUAAAUUUAAAGCCGGUUAUUAUUUGCGUUUGUAAAUUUUCAGCUAGUGUUUAAAAAAAAAGCAUUAUUUAAAAUAUUAAUAUUAAUAAAAAAAAUGUGCUAAUUAAAAAUUAUUUUAAUGCAUUUAUAAGUUUUAUUGUAUGUUUUAAUUUUUUUUUAUAUCCAUUUUGUGGGUAGCAUCAUUAUAUGUCAUAGAUAUAGAAAAAGAAAAUUGUGUUAUGGCAAUAUUCCCGUUAUUAUGUACCUGGGUAGUUAGUUAUGGUGAAAUAUAUACGACGGUAGCAAAUUACUGCCUAAAAACGUAUGUGUUUCAUUCCACAUAAAAACUAUUUUCCCACUUAUAGGCUUUUUUUAAUGUGUGCCAAGUUUUUGUUUAAAGAUUUGUCUGUGUAUUCAGAACCGGCCGCCUAUCUGAUGUCAACCCUCUUGGGAAUGUUGUUUUACUGAGCAAAUAGGUGUUUACUUGUAGCAUUUUGUGAUUAGUUUUUUUUUAUUGAGCGGCACACUGUAAUGCUAGUUUAUAUUAAUAUAUUAUUAUGAUUUUGUCAUUGUUUUGAUGUGUUAGGAAAACGCCGCCGUGGAAAACUUAUCCAGAUUCGCACAAUGUUUUUGAAACUUCAUUUUGGUACAAUUUCACAGUAAAAAAAUGUAGCGAUCGCCAAUGUUGGAGCUUGGGAAAAAUAACGAUGUUUCGCCCAAACGUAAUUUUUGGCGAAUGUGACGUUAUGCGGUGAAAAUGUCGUUUUCCAAAGUGACAUUGUGCGAAAGUGAUCAACGUUUUUAAGAUGGCAUUUUGCAAAAGUGACAUUUUGCGCCGAGACCCUUAUAAACCACAAAUAUAAAACACGUGUUUAAUGUUAAUGAACAAAUCACUAAUUAUCGAUAUGAUAUUUUGUUAUAUUUAUUGUCAAAAGGGUAGGUUUUGUUAAAAGGGAUGGUAAAAAUAUUAUCUGAUUGUGAUAUUAUAUUCUUCUGUAUGCGUAGUGCGAGUUUUCACACCUCGAUCGCAUUUUACGCUGCCGGCCAAUCAAAUUGCGGCAUUUAACACAUCACGUGACCAAAGCUCGGUUAUACCUGGUUAAUUUCUGAUACCAGUUAGCGCGCAUUAAUAUAUACAUAAAUUAUAUAUACACAACGAAAGAAAAAAACGUAAUAAAAAUAAAUUUUGUAAAGAGCGUUAUCAUAACGUUUUCAACUCGGAAACCCUUAUUUUUCGGUUUCUGAUCGGAGGGCAUUGUAAUUUAGAUUUUGUUCGAUUUAUCAGUUAAACUCACAAUGAUUCUUCUUGAUUAGCCCCCACCCACCUUGCCUAACGAUCACGAAAGAAUAAGAAUUCGAGAAAACGCAGCGUUACGGUACACGUAAUGCGCGAGUGUAAUCAACCAGUUAAUGUCAAACGCGUUUACGCCCGCGAAGGUGUUACGCUCGGAGCGGAAUAAUCACUACACAGUAUAAAACUGUCGCCCAACGCAUCUGUCUGUUUUUAAGCGUCUUUUUCUAAAGAACACAGCGCAUUUUUAUGCAGUUUUGAAUGUUAUUAUUACGAUAGAGUUGGUAAAUUAAGUCAUUUUUAAACCAAAUAAAAAAAUACCGGUUUCGAGUCUUGCACGUGACAAUACGACACUAUGAUUGGUUGGUUAAAAGCAAACGCGAUCGAUGAAACGAAAACCCACUACGCAUUAUUGUUUAAGUCGUUUUAUAGAAAUAAUCACACGCUAAUCUGUUUUUCGUUCAGAAAUAAUGUCAUGAAUCACGCAAACAAUGCAUUCAGCAUUAAGAAACUACUAUUUUAUUAUUUGUAUAUGUUUCUAUCUCGGAUAUAUGACGUGUAUUUUGCGCCAAAAGCAUAUUUUGAUAUGCAAGCGCUGUCAAUAUGCUUCAUGAUCCGAGUCCAAUGUGUAAGUGGGUCUCCGGCGUCGCGACGGCUGCGGCCGCGCUGUCAUUACGAUCCGUCAAUUUUGCUCGAGGAAGGAAUCGUUUCCAAAAUCAAUCAUUGAUAAAACUGAAACAUUACCACAGUACAGAUUAAUUAUUUUAAAUUGAGAUUGGUAAAACUAAUUCAUGUCUUUGAUAAAAUUUGAAAAAUUGUAAUGACAGCGCGACCGCAACGGUCGUAACGCUCUGAGAAACACCCAAGAAUGUAUUGUAUAUACAGUCUGUCAAUAAAGGAAAUAGAUUUCUGAAGAACAAAAUUUUUUUGCUAUUUUCAUAUCAAAUAGAAGCGGUGUGCGCCUGUCGAAAGGUCCCAGGUUCGAAUUCUACUCGUGCCACAUGAGUUUGUAUACCAAUCUGACUCAUGUAUAGUUGGUUUUCAUCGACCACCACUUGCUUCCGGUGAAGGGAAACAUCGCGAGGAAACCUGCACACUCGUUGAUUGUCAACUUGUGUGUGAAAUGGAGAAGACAAUGGCAAACCACUCCAUUAAUAAUGCCAAGAAAGUUGUUGUGUGUGUUUCAUUCCACAUAACCACGACCCUCGGCCAUGAGGAAUACGACUAUGAUGAGAAUAUAAAUAGAAUGGUCAAGAUUGGUUGAUAAACAUCCAGUGUUACCAGCCAACAGGAGACAGUGCCCUCAUUCAAUUUUGUCACUUUCUUGACAGACUGUAUUCCUUUCACAUCUAAACUAUUCCUCGAAGGCUUAUAGAUUUUGAUGCGGGUUAAUUUUAAUAGAGAGAUUCAAGAGGAAGGUUUAGGUUACUGUUAGGUUUAUUUAUAAUUUAUUAUAGCUUCACCCGAGCGAAGCCGGGACGCGCCGCUAGUAUUACAUGAAUAAAUAAAUUGACAAAAUUUGAAUGGAGAUUUCUAUAGCGUAAGUAUUUGAAUCAAUUUCCUGGCUAAUUUUAAUGCAGUGGCUCUUAGAUAUGUUUGAUCAAAAUCGGCUCAGCCGUUCAAAAGUUGUAGCGAAAUGAAUACUGAAAGUCGGGGGUUUUUUAAUUUGUCUAACAAAUAAACUUGUGAUGAUUUUUCACCGUGAUUGUAUUCGAGGAA